Messenger RNA from Metarhizium acridum CQMa 102, 474 nucleotides. The record is from RefSeq and is a predicted model, not a curated record. Lineage: Eukaryota; Fungi; Ascomycota; Sordariomycetes; Hypocreales; Clavicipitaceae.
AUGAAGGUCAUUGUAGCCGGCGCAACUGGCCUUGUAGGUCGUCAUCUUCUGGAACAGUGUAUAUCAUCAUCCCAAAUCACCCACAUAUACACGCUCUCCCGGAAGCAACUCCCCAAUCAAAUCGGCACAAGAGCCGAGGUCACAGCCAUACGGCACGACGACUUCACGUCAUAUCCUGCGGGUCUGCUAGACCAGAUUUCCGACGCGGAAGCGUGUCUGUGGGCCAUUGGUGGCUUGGUGCAGAAAUUCUCAUCCGUGGAAGCUUGCAAACUCGCCAACGUCACUUCCACCCUCGCCGCGGCCACAGUGUUCGCAGACCAUGUCGCGCCUCAUUUGAAGCAAGGCCGCAAGUUUCGGGCCAAGCUGAAAGGGGUCUGUUUGAGAUACAGGACGCUCACCCGGAUCAUUUUGAGGUAUAUUGUCCGCGACCAAGCGGGAUACAUGAUACUGGUGCGGGCACGAUUGAGCGCUUAG